UUCUGUUUUUUCCCUGCGUCCUCAUUAAACGCGGAACUGUAGAAUCAGAGGAAAUAACAGGCACAACAAACACGAAGGGCGUGUAGAUUAACAGGAAAGCGCUGGUAUGUGCUGAGGAAUGAGGAGAACAUGUGAAGGAAAGCGAGGAAUUAGGACGGAGCCUGUUCAUUUUCUGCACUAUUGCUGCGUUUCUGGAGCAUCCGCAGCUCUAACGGAGGAUGCUGCUCCUCCGUCCGCUGCUUUAAUCUGUGCAGUCCCCUCGGCUGCCUCUCCCGGUGCAUCCUGCAGCGGGUGACAGGUGCAGCAUGAUGCGCGGACAGGAAGGUUUUCCCUGAGCAAGGAUUUCUCUGCCUCCUCCAGUACGCAUCACCACUGACUCCUGUUAGCCGCAAAGCAGGGGGAAACACUGGAGCAUCUCUCCACUGCUUAAUUAUUUACCAGAAUCUGUUCCUGAACAUCAGCUGUGUCUUUGUUUUACACCCUCCUGUACAUGAUCUUAAACCCGGGAUUGAAGUGGCGUUGAUACGGACUGAUGGCCAGGCGUCCCGCAUUUCCUCAGCAGGGGGAUGCACCCUAAAAUAACCCCGGUGCCAAAUGUUAAGCGCGCACAUUCAUUUAUGGUGCAUAUAUUAUUUACAUUUGUUUUCACUAUUUUAUGCCGAAUUAUCCCUGCAGCUUUUAGCGCAUCGCAAACCGAGGGAGCCCUGAAUCUGUGACACGGAUCUCCGGAACCCCCCCUCCACCUGUCCCCCGGACUUUUUGAUGGCUUAUGUGUUCCGGAGAUGGAGGGUGUUACUGGUGCUGAACGUGCUCACCGUGGCCGGGUUCAUCACUUUCUGGGCCAAGUGCAACACCCGCAGCAGCGUCCCGACCGCCGCCGGCCCGGAGGCUGCUGCGGACGGGAGGAGGGCCCCGGGGAACGGGACCUCGCUGGGGCCCGGCAUCAGCCAUGAGGUGCUGCUGAAAAGGCUCAGCUCUCUGGAGGAUGUGGUGUACCGGCAAUUAAACGGUCUGUCCAAGUCUCUGGGCCUGAUAGAGGGCUUCGGGGGUCGAGGUAAGGGCGGCCUCCCCGCGACGCUGGCCCCCGCUGAGGAGAGCGACGCCAAAUACCUUUGGGAGAAGUAUGGCUAUAACGCAUACCUGAGUGAAAGGAUCUCCCUGGACCGGAACAUACCGGAUUUCCGGCCUGCCAAAUGCAGAAAGGCCAACUUCCCAAGAGAUCUCCCCCAGAUCUCCCUCAUUUUCAUCUUCAUCAACGAGGCUCUGUCGGUGAUCCUGCGCUCAGUGCACUCAGCUGUCAAUCACACGCCGGCUCACCUGCUCAAAGAAAUCAUCCUGGUGGAUGACAACAGCGAUGACGAGCAGCUGAAGGCUCCGCUGGAGGAAUACGUCAACAAGCGCUACCCCGGCCUGGUGAAGAUUGUCAGGAACCAGAAGAGGGAGGGGCUGAUCCGGGCCCGGCUGGAGGGCUGGAAGGUGGCCACCGGAGAGGUGACCGGGUUCUUCGACGCACAUGUGGAGUUCACCCCGUCCUGGGCCGAGCCGGUUCUGGCCAGAAUCAAAGAGGACCACACGAGGAUUAUCCUGCCGUCCAUCGACAACAUCAAGCACGACACGUUCGAGUUGGAGCGCUAUGAGAACUCGGGCCACGGCUACAAUUGGGAGCUGUGGUGCAUGUACAUCAACCCCCCCAAACAGUGGUGGGACGAGGGGGACACAUCGGCUCCCAUCAGGACUCCUGCCAUGAUUGGCUGCUCCUUCGUGGCCAAUCGCAACUACUUUGGCGAGCUGGGCCUACUCGACUCCGGCAUGGACGUCUACGGAGGAGAGAACAUCGAGCUGGGCAUCAGGGUGUGGCUGUGUGGAGGCAGUAUGGAGGUGCUGCCUUGCUCCAGGGUGGCUCACAUCGCCCGGAUGAAGAAACCCUACCUCAGUAACAUCGCUCUGCACACACGGCGGAACGCUCUGCGAGUGGCCGAGGUCUGGUUGGACGAGUACAAGUCCAACGUGUACCUGGCCUGGAACAUCCCCAUGGAGAACCACGGUAUUGAUUACGGAGACAUCUCUCAGAGGGUGGCUCUCAGGAAGAGGCUGCAGUGUAAGAGCUUCGAGUGGUACCUGGACAAUGUUUACCCAGAGAUGAGGAGGUACAACAACACAGUGUUCUACGGAGAGAUUCGUAACUCCAAUGCCAGCCACCUGUGUAUGGAUCAGGGUAUAAAGGAGAACCACACGGCCACCCUGCACCCCUGCCACGGCACGGGGCCUCAGAUAGGGCGGUUCACCAGGGAGGGCCAGCUGUUCCUGGGGCCCCUGGGCAGCACGGGGGACGAGACCCGCUGCGUGGUGGAUGACCAGACCAGCAGUCUGCCUCAGCUGCUCAACUGUGACAAGGUGACCAACGUCAGGCAGAAGACCUGGCACUUCUCUCAGAAUGACACCAUCAUAAACCGAGCGUCAGGGCGCUGUCUGGAGGUGGCCAGCAGCCGCCUGGUGCUGGGGCCCUGCUCCGGACAGAGGUGGCUCAUCAAGAACACCAUGAAGCAGUAGGGGCCAAUCCCCCGGGACCCCUGACCCCAGGGGCCGUUAAGAGGCCCCUGAGAUCGGCCCCUGAGAUCUGCCUCUGCCAAGGCACAGCAGGCAUCUCAAGAAGUGACAGAGGAGACCUCUCAUUGAUGCAAGGCUUGUGAAAAAAUACGUUUCUUUACAAAGCGGACAUUACAAAUAAUGCAAGUUCAGAAUGAGGACUGUAUCUCUCCACCUGACCGACUUCUGAUGUGACGUUGCCAUAAUUCCUGUGCCACGUUUUGUCUUAUGUGGAGGAAAAAUAAGGUUUUCUGCGUCUUCAAAAUAUUUGUGCAUUGUUCCAUUCUGUAUCAUGUAACAUCUUGGAGAUAUGUAAAAGAAUAAAACCCCUGAAAUUACAUUUUCAGAAAUGAUCAGAAUCCAUCGUAGUUUGUAAUGGGCUUCGUUAGUGGUUUUAAUCUCAAGUUACCUUGAAAUGAGGGACGCUGCAUUACAUUUUGAACAUAAAUGCCCCAUAGUGGUUUUUAUAAUCUUCUGAAGGGAGUAUUGAGCCUGUAAAUAUCUAUACUUUGAAGAAAAAGGCAUUAAGUAUUAAUAAUACUUGUUCUAUCAGAGCCUUGUUGUUUUGCAGUUAUUGUGAAUCAUAAAAAAAACACAUUGUCGAGGGCUACUGGGCUGGAUCAUGGUUUAAUAUGUUGUGGAUGUCUUUUUUUAUUGUCAUUUUUCGAUUGGAUAGCACCAAAUGCAGUACAUCUUGUAGCAUGAUUGUACGUACUGGACACGGGAAGAGGGCUGAAAACAGGCUGCAGACAGGAGGACUGCAGGACAAUUAUCUUCCAAUAAACUACUGAAUUCCA
Molecule: messenger RNA, 3383 nt
Organism: Gymnodraco acuticeps
Lineage: Eukaryota; Metazoa; Chordata; Actinopteri; Perciformes; Bathydraconidae
Gene: galnt17
Product: polypeptide N-acetylgalactosaminyltransferase 17
Cellular component (GO): Golgi apparatus
Source: RefSeq, a predicted model, not a curated record